Prorocentrum cordatum is the source of this 519-nucleotide messenger RNA. The record is from the annotation of a GenBank genome assembly. NCBI's taxonomy places the organism in Eukaryota, Dinophyceae, Prorocentrales, Prorocentraceae.
GGGAAUGCACCUGCUGACGGGCCUGCCCACGACAACGAGGUCACGCUCGACCAUGAGGUUGUCUGCGGGGACGCGGAGCUCUGGGACGAGCUCGUGCACGCGGACGAGAAUGACGAACACGACGGUGCUGGCGAGCCCGUCGCAGGAGCUGCCGCGAUGCUGCACGCUGCGUUGGUAGAGCCCACGGAAUUGGAUGAUGAGCCUGCGGCUGUCGAUCCUCCUGUGCCACCGCCCGCAGUUCCUGCCAUAGUGGGGCCAGACGGCGAUGGAUAUUUCUGGCGAGACGGCUACAAGAUAGGACGCAUCACACCUCAGUUCCGUGGUUCGCAAGGCGUGAAAUGUUAUUUGCACCGUGCGUGUUCUCUGCCGAUCCCAAUUCGCAAGAUGCCGAGUGCUGACCGUGUCAGGGAAUGGCUUGAGAUGGCCGAGUUGUGGACGCCAGCAGACACCGGCCCAACCUACACUGCGAAAAGGGAUGCGCACAUGACGGCCUUGAGGCGGAUUCGGGACGAGGCGUAG